Molecule: messenger RNA, 224 nt
Organism: Racocetra fulgida
Lineage: Eukaryota; Fungi; Glomeromycota; Glomeromycetes; Diversisporales; Gigasporaceae
Source: the annotation of a GenBank genome assembly
CUCCCUCUACGGCCCCUGGUGCUAAUAAGGCAGAGAGUGAAACUUAUAGAUCAUCUGGAAUAGUUAUUGUUAUCAUAAUUGAAUAUACAAACGUUCGGCUCAAGUUAGAUCAAAUUUCUUAUAAAUAUUUACCUCAAGUAAUUGAUGGAAACGAAUACAAAGCUGUAGAAAACCUAUACAAUAUAACUGACGGUUCGCUUACAACUAUUGAUAGGCACGGGUAA